AUGUUUGACGUCAAAUUCCUGCGACCGUGUGUCAGCUUCAAACAUGGCUUCUAGGUUGGAGAUUAAUUUCAUUAGAUUGUUGUCCCGCUGUGAGUCGAUAGCAUCGGAAAAACGAGGAGAGACGGAAUGGAGGUUAGAAAAGUAUGUUGGUGCCCUGGAGGAGAUGUUGGUGGCUCUGAGGAAAAGCCCAAGCAAACCAACACCAGAGCUCCUGACUGAAUACACCAGGAAAGUAGAUUUUCUGAAAGGGCUUCUAGAGGCUGAAAAACUGGCUUCACCAACCGAAAAGGCUUUAGCUAAUCAGUUCCUUGCCCCUGGCCGAACACCAACAAUAGCCAAUGAGAGGAUGCCUGCCUCUAAAACGGUCCACAUGCAGACGAAGGCCCGCUGUACAGGAGAGAUGAGGAAUGAGCUGCUCGGCAAGUCAUUAGGCAAAGAAAUGUCAGAUGGGGACUUGAGAAACAGAAGAGGUCUCCCUCUGGAUGAGCGUCAGUCUGCUGCUGAGCUGGAUGCUGUACUGCAGCAUCAUCACAACUUGCAGGAGAAACUAGCUGAGGACAUGCUCAACCUGGCCAGAAAUCUGAAGAACAACACUCUGGCAGCACAAAACAUCAUCCGACAGGACAACCAGACCCUGAGCCAGUCCAUGCGUCAGGCAGACCUGAACUUUGAGAAGCUGAAGACUGAAUCGGAGCGGUUGGAGCAGCAAGCCAAGAAGUCUGUGAACUGGCUGCUGUGGCUGAUGCUAAUCCUAGUUUCCUUCAGUUUUAUCAGCAUGAUCCUCUUCAUCAGAAUCUUUCCCAGACUCAGAUGAUGAUUGUGCACACCCUGAACUCUAGAUUUGACAUCCUCCUGUGUUUACAAGAGUAGCAGCUGUGUAGGCCUCCGUAGAUCCAUACAGCACGUCUGUAUGUGCGGUGCAGAUCAGUAGUGGUCAGAACCAACAUAAACCAGUUUAAUGGAUGCAAAUAUUUGCACUUUUGAAGGUGUGUCCUCCUCUGAACAUGUUAUAAAACAUCAGUAUUCCUUCUUUUAAACCAAGCAGGAGGACUUGAAGUGAGCUAAAGAGCUACUAAAGGGGGGUUCAGGAAUAAGUUUUGGGAGAGAGCCUUAAUUAUUUUAAUCCUGCAUCAGGUAGGCUAACAGCCAUUAAACAUGUAUGCACUAAAGGCAGAUUACUUCCUACUGUGUAUUCAUCAAAGAGCAUUCAUGAUCUACUUUCAUUUGUCGCGUCAGGUCUUAAUGGGUUAAAUUGAACAUCGGGUCUAAAAUAAUCUGAAUUAAUAAAUGGCUCUUUAGUUAUAUCCACUGUUUAGUCUUUAGGCAUCUGAACGUUUAAUAACUGGUGUGUAACUCAUCUUGAAAUUGUAAUCAGAUACAAUGUGUGGACUCCUUGAAGUUGUUAAUAACAUAUUUGUGUUUAUACACCAGCUUCCCUAUACAGCUGUUGCCACAAACACAUCUGCUAAAAAACUAUGCUGUAGUGCACAAUAAUCCACUUCCAACAUGUUGCUAAUUACUUUACUGAAAUGAGGUUUAGUCUGUGCUGUUCUUUUAACUCACCUCUCUGUUUAUUUCCAGUGUUGUCAGUCUUGUUAAAUGUUGAAGCGUUUGUUGGCUGACUCCAUACAUAUUCAUCUGGUUAUGGUGUUUGUUGUGGUUAGUGAUAACUCCUGAGGCUGAAGGUGUUGAUGAGAUGAGGUUUAGUAACUGUAAUGCCAUAUCCAUUCCCAUGUGAGAAUUCACAUGACACGUUGAGUGAAGGUUGUGAGUUUGUGAUGAUAAAAACUGAUUCACAAAGAUUAUUAAAAAUGAUUCAGUUUACUGUCACUGGCUUCCUAGUUUUGUUUGAAGGAUUUCCUGAUCUGGAGCUACUUCCUGCAAUGACACCAUGUGGCCACUGUGUGUCAGUCAUGAGCUGUUGUUAUCGACUAACAACGACCUCCUUGACCCUGUAAUGUCCUGAUCAGCCCGG
Molecule: messenger RNA, 1975 nt
Organism: Melanotaenia boesemani (Boeseman's rainbowfish)
Lineage: Eukaryota; Metazoa; Chordata; Actinopteri; Atheriniformes; Melanotaeniidae
Gene: use1
Product: unconventional SNARE in the ER 1 homolog (S. cerevisiae)
Exons: 8
Coding region: 44-814 (256 amino acids)
Biological process (GO): retrograde vesicle-mediated transport, Golgi to endoplasmic reticulum
Cellular component (GO): endoplasmic reticulum; SNARE complex
Molecular function (GO): SNAP receptor activity
Source: RefSeq, a predicted model, not a curated record